UUGGCCGCGUUAAAUUAGUCGAGUUAUCAGCCUCCACGGCGACAGGUGUGCGGAAGGUUUACGAAUCGCAGGGCGCAGUACUUGGCAAGCCAUACACCCUGGCCCCCCCCUCGGCAUCGGGCAGCGCGGAAAAAGUGAUUCAGACCCUAAAUGGCCCAAAUGGAGCGGAAAUGGUUACGUGCAAAAUUGUAAAAAUGACCAUAGUGUUGCUCUCUGGCGAAGGAAGUGAGAAUGCCACCAUAUUUUAAGUGCAUCCGCAGUCGCAAUUAAUCUUCGGCCGAACCUAGUGAUUCGAUGGUGACAUGCCCGAUCGUCGUGCUUGCCUCAAGUGAGAAUAUGGCCGCGGUAAUCAAAGUGUUUAACCCACAAAAGCAGUACCAGGAGCAGUAACAACGGCAGAGCAGUAACCGCAACGUAUCGAGAUAAAAACAUUUGGCCAACAGAGAGAGAGAGCAGGGCGGACAACUAACCUCGGCUAAUACACACUAACAAGGAGCAAAAGUCAUUUAGUUGGCCAUUAGGUGGGACGCCCCCUCUCUAUACCCUCUAUAUUUCCUCAAUUCCCCAUCCUCACCAGCAAUAUGGCCUGCUUUCCCCGAUUAUUCCACCAUCGCAGCAAAAACAAAUUCACGCCCGCCGAAGAUGAAAACACCGAUACGAUACUCAACACACAGGAUAGCCCCGUGCAAAUUGGCCUGUAUAUCCGUCGCGAGGAGAAGCCACUGUACUCGCCCAUCGUCACGCCCAGCGCCAGCGAGGCCAAGCUCCAACGGCUGAGACAGCAGCAGCCGCCCCCCUCAGGUAGCUCCUCCUCGGCGUCGGCCUCUGCCUCGGCCUCUGCCUCGGCCUCAGCCUCCACCUCCGCCUCAGCGGUUCCCUUCGAAAAUGGCAGUGCAAACAAUGGUGGCCAAGAGAAGAAGUUUAAGUCGAACAUGGCCAGGUUACAGAAGGCCAGCAGAGAGAAGGAGAGAGAACGAGAAAAGGACAAGGAGGCCCAGGAACUGGACGAGGACAGGCAAGAGGAUGCGACAACGGCCUCUGUCAACGGCAAUGCAAUUAAUGUCACACGCUCAAAUUCGAAAUUAAAACCGGUCAAAGAGCGUCGUCCCACAGCCCUGCCCUCGGAGGUGCCUAGCAUUGAGAUCGAGGAGGAUUCGCCGGAGGAUGCCAAGGAUACGGCGCAAGAGGAGGACCGGGAGGAGGAGCGAAAACGAGGCGAGGGGCGUGCUAAUGCACAUGCCGUCGAUGUCGUUGAUGGCGGCAAGUCAAAACUCAAAGUGAAUGUGAACGGCAUAAUUGAUGAGAGGGGCGGUGCCGAUGAUGUUGCCACAUUCGAUGUCGCCACACCGCCAAGCACCGCCGCCGCAACACCUGUGACCGAGGGUCCUGUAAAGUUUUUCAUUGGUCACACACAGGAACUAAGCACACACCAAACAGAGGACACUUUGUCCUGGCAGAGCAGCGAUACCAACAACAACCGCAACAACGAUGCCAGCAAUACCAGCAAACUGGCAAAUGGUUUCCUGCCGCUGGAGCGACGGGAUCGGGACAAAGACCAGCUCGAGGCUCCACCCCGUGCCAAGAGCUCCAGCAAUGUGUCACUCAAUUAUCUUGCCAAGCCACCAAGCAAUGCCGGCAGUCCCCGCCGCAGACGAGUGUCCACGAUGCCCGAUAUUAACAUACCGCCGGCACCACCAAUGCCCCCGGAUCUACUCGUCCCGGGAACUCCACUCCAUUUGCGCAAGAAACGGAGCAUGGAGCGUCCCCCUCAGUCGCAGUCCCAGACGCAGUCACCUGGCAUUCCGCCGGAUGCCUCGAAUAAUCAAGAUCAAAUAACUGGGCCCAAGGAGAGCGAUUCCAGCGAUGGCUCGACUGCGAAAACACAACGUGUGGACGGCGGAAUCAUCUACGUCCGACCGAAUGUGCCCAUUCGGGGCGACAUUGAAAUCGAAUUUAUUGCAAAGGACGAGGCCACACGCAAUCUCAUCCGGACGGCCAUCGAGCGCAAUGAUUUCCUCAAUAAUCUAAUGGACAAGGAGCGCAAGGAGAUGGUAAUCAAUGCAAUGGCGCCGUGCUGCUACAAAAAACACAGUUUUAUCAUCCGCGAGCACGAGGAGGGCUCCGAGAUAUAUGUUUCCGCCGAGGGUCAGUACGAUGUUAUCCGUGCGGGUCAGCUGGUUGGAAACUUUGGUCCGGCCACCGUAUUCGGGGAGCUUGCGAUUCUCUACAACGCCCCUCGCCAGGCCACCAUACAGGCUGCCACGGAUGCCCACGUUUGGAAAAUUUCACGUGAAACCUUUAGGGCCAUCAUGCAAAUCUCCGGCUCUAGGGAGCGCGAGGAAAAUCUUCAGUUUCUGCGCUCGGCACCGUUUUUGCAGGAGCUCGACCAGAGCCUGCUGCACAAAGUCGUGGAUCUCCUGCAAAGGAAAUUCUACGAAACCGACACCUGUAUUGUCCGGCAAGGCGAGGUGGGCAACGAGUUCUACAUCAUCCGGUGCGGAACUGUGACCAUAAAAAAGAAGGACGAACAGAACCAGGAGCAUGUGGUGGCAAAAAGGCGAAGGGGAGAGUAUUUUGGGGAGCAGGCGCUUCUGAAUGCGGAUGUUCGACAGGCCAGUGUUUAUGCCGACGCCCCUGGCACGGAAGUCCUAAUGCUGGACAGAGAGGCCUUUAUAAGCUAUUUGGGAACUCUGAAACAACUCCGGGAGAAGCCUAGCCAGCCGGGCGAAUCAUCCGGCAGAUCUAGCAACAGAAGCUUGGAGUUCGACAACGAAUACUCCCAAGUGGCCAUUUCUGAGCUGAAGAAGAUUGCUACCCUCGGAUGCGGAGCCUUUGGACGUGUGGACCUGGUGGCGUAUGGCAAACAGGCAUUGGCUUUGAAGAUCAUCAAGAAAAUCGAGGUGGUCAAACAGGAUCAAAUCGAGCACGUUUACAACGAGAAGAACGUAAUGAUUAAGUGUCGGAACUCGCCCUUUAUAGUGCAGCUCUAUCGCACGUACCGGAAUGACAAAUACGUUUACUUCCUAAUGGAGGCCUGCAUGGGCGGUGAUGUAUGGACGGUGAUGUCGAAGCGGCAGUAUUUCGAAGAGAAAACCGCCAAAUUUAUUGCGGGCUGUGUUGUCGAGGCAUUCGAUUACUUGCACUCCCAUGACUUUAUUUACAGAGACUUGAAGCCCGAAAACUUAAUGCUGGGCACGGACGGGUACUGUAAACUCGUUGACUUUGGUUUUGCCAAGUUUGUACGCCACAACGAGAAGACCAACACGUUUGCCGGCACGCCGGAAUAUGUGGCUCCCGAGAUUAUCCUGGAUCGUGGCCAUGAUCGAGCCGUCGACUACUGGGCCUUGGGUAUCUUGAUCUAUGAACUGCUUGUCGGAAAAACCCCCUUCCGUGGAGUGAACCAGAUCAAGAUCUACCAGCAGAUCCUCAGCGGCAUCGAUGUUAUCCAUAUGCCGUCAAGGAUACCAAAGUCUGCCCAACACCUGGUAAGGCAUCUCUGCAAACAGUUGCCGGCGGAGAGGCUGGGCUACCAGAGGAAGGGAAUCGCGGACAUCAAGCGGCACAGCUGGUUCGAGAGCUUGGACUGGCAGAAGCUGAAACUGAAGCAACUGCAAUCGCCCAUCAAGAGGCCCCUGAAGAGCUGGACGGACCUCCAGUACUUUGGUCCGUCAGGAGUGGAGAACGACUAUGAGCCCCCGGAAGAGAAGAGCGGGUGGGACAAAGACUUUUAAAAGGAAAGAGUUCGAAAGUAUUUAAUCGGAUAUUAGUUAAUAGUCAGAAAGAACUUGUACUUAAAACAGCCACAAAGCAGCCAUAACAAAAUAAUCAUAGCUUAGAUUACCUUUUAAUAAUUAGAUUAGGUUAAAAAUAAGAUAAUUUCAUUCAUUUACCGACUUUGAGCCAUUGUACUUCACAACUGUAAAUAAGUUAGGUUUAAGUUAUAUUUCCAAGGCUUUUUAGUAUUUUUUUUAAAUAUUUCAACUUAAAUGAACAACCACUAAAAAACGUAUAAGAAUUUUGAGAAACCUUUCAAGAAUAUUCUAUAAAAUGACAAUAAACUUUUAAUACUACAAUCAUAA
Molecule: messenger RNA, 4079 nt
Organism: Drosophila bipectinata
Lineage: Eukaryota; Metazoa; Arthropoda; Insecta; Diptera; Drosophilidae
Product: cGMP-dependent protein kinase 1
Biological process (GO): protein phosphorylation
Molecular function (GO): ATP binding; cGMP-dependent protein kinase activity
Source: RefSeq, a predicted model, not a curated record